This is a messenger RNA of Aspergillus steynii IBT 23096, 1660 nucleotides long. RefSeq names its product misato family protein. Gene Ontology annotation, biological process: mitochondrion distribution. The coding region runs from base 101 to 1618 and encodes 505 amino acids. The record is from RefSeq and is a predicted model, not a curated record. The transcript has 6 exons. Gene Ontology annotation, cellular component: cytoplasm. Lineage: Eukaryota; Fungi; Ascomycota; Eurotiomycetes; Eurotiales; Aspergillaceae.
CGCAGAUAGUUUGGCCUUGGUCUUCUUAGCUUUUGAGAGCUUCCUUAGCCUACCAGUUUCAAUGCCCCGCCUUACAUAGCACAUGCAAUUUUAAUCAGACAUGCAUGAGAUUAUCACUCUCCAACUAGGCCAGAGGGCCAAUUACUUGGCGACGCACUUUUGGAACCUACAGGAGUCCUAUUUUACAUAUGACAACGAAACAGAGUCUGCCGUUGACCAUGAUGUCCACUUCCGUCCAGGUGUAGGAGCAGACGGGUCUGAAACGUAUACUCCACGAACAGUCAUAUAUGACUUGAAGGGCGGGUUCGGCACUCUGCGCAAAUACAACGCCCUCUACGAGUUGAGCGAGGAUGCAAACCCAGGCCAAGGACUUUGGGAUGGAAAAGAGGUCAUACAGCAACAGGCAGCCAUCCCGCAGAGCGACUAUCAGAAAAACCUAGAUGCAGGACUUCCAGCGCCUCAGCUUUCCGCAGAAACAGUGCGGUACUGGUCAGAUUACAACCGACUCUUUUAUCAUCCGCGCUCCAUCGUUCAGCUGAACGACUACGAGCUCAACUCAAGGGUGAUGCCGUUUGAGGACUGGAAUGUUGGCGAGGACCUCUUCAAUGAUCUCGACAAGGAGCAUGACCUACUUGACCGAGACGUGAGACCAUUCGCAGAAGAGUGUGAUCAACUACGUGCUCUGCAAAUUUUCACGGGAGCUGAUGAUGCCUGGGGUGGCUUUGCCGCAAAAUAUGUCGACAGGCUGCGAGAUGAAUAUGGCAAGAAGCCCAUCUGGGUUUGGGCUAUCGAAAGCGGCGCGAAGGUUCACCGCCAAACACAAAUGAAGCGGGACAUGAAUAAGGCUCGGACUAUCUAUAGCAUCUCCCCACAAACCUCCUUAUACACUCCCAUCAUAGACCCGCCCAGCCGCCUUCCACAAAGUAUUCAUCUCAACCCGCACUCCCAAUGGUACACCUCGGCGUUGGUUAGCUCUGCCAUGGAAACCAUUACGCUGCCAACUCGUCUUCGUCCUUACCACGAUUUCGAGUCCUCCUUGGCAGGCGACGACAGUAUCCACAAGAUUUUUGAGCUGCAGUCUUCUAUUUUCAAACCGGCAGGCGAUGAAAAGCAAGGCUCAGGUCCUAAGGGGGCAAAUGAUGGGGCAAACGCCAAAGAGUACGAGUCGUCGAAGGUCCAGAAGGAGUUUGAUAUGGACUUUUCCUAUGACAGCCUGGACAGCAACACGUCCCACAUCUUCAACCAACUUCAGGUCAGACGCGGAAUCGAGGAUGCCGAGGACGGUAUUCCUUCGAUGAAGGAUCUCAGCCUUCUCCGGAAGGAGCGUGCUUUUAACUCGGAGCCAAAUUUCCAGAGCUUCCACACGUCAUUGCAAUUCCCCGUCCUUGAUAGUUUCCCGAGUGACUUGUUCUCGGUGGCUAAACCAGAAGGGAAAAUGAAUGUUCUGGCAACUUUGACAGCGUCCUCGCGGACAGCGGAUACGAUUAAAUCCUUGGAAGCAGUUGCGGGUCGGAUUAUUAGUGUCGAUGAGCGUGAAGAUAUUGUCAAUGGAUUGGGAGAGAUCCGGGAGACCUAUGAAACCGGGUGGAUGAGCGACUCGGAUUUCGAUGACGAGUAAAGAAUUUUGGUUUAUUCAAUAAAAAUAGAUAUUGUUUCCGAU